UAAAUGAAUUUGUUUCGCACUGCAAACGGGUUUUGGGACAGGGCAAUAUCCUACGCAUGACUGUCUUAGCCAAUUGAAACUAGCAAGACGCGCUCGAAGCACUCCACCCAAGAUCAAAUUGCUGUUCAGACCAUCCAAGCACGCAAUCCUCCUCAAGUCAGGAAAUCACCCAAAACAAUCGCUAGUAAGGAACACCACUUCCAAGGGAUCGGCAACAAUGGGCGACGCAGGCUUCCCCUUCAUCACACCCCCAGGCUCAAGCUCGGGCACACUCAGCAUCCGCAAGCCAUCAAUAACAAGUCCCUCAACUUCAGACCAAAGUCGAACAAGUCAAAGAAGCGGAUCCCGCUCCCCAUUCACAAACAGAUCCGACAAAAGCCUGCGCGAUCUAGCCGGGCACUGGAUGCUCAACCCUUCCCUAUCAUCAACAAACACCACAUUCAAUGAUGUCACUCAUUCGCCCCCUUCCAAUAUAACAAUCACCCAAUCCCACUACCCAUCCCAAAUCUUUGUGAAAUUCUUCCCAUCGCCAGAGAGCCGUUUUCAAAGCACGGAACGUUGGUUCCCGCCUCAAAAACCCGGACAAUGGAGUGAUUGGAACACGGAUUUUGAGGGCACGAGGUCGAGGUCUCGGUGGGUGAGGGGUGAUCAGUUUGAGCAGAAGGAUGGGAUUGAGUUUUUGACGCAUGGACUUUCGAGGUUGGGGGAGUUUUUUGAGGCGGAGAUUGAGGGGAGAGGUGGGAAAUGGAGGAUGGGACAGGUUUGGUUUGUGCAGAGGGGGAGUCAGUUGGUGAGGAGGUUUGUGAGGUUUGAUGAAGGGGAAGAGGAGGACGAGGAGGAGAGGAGUGAGAGGGAGGAUGUUUGGGAGUUUGUGCGGACGUGAUGAUGAUGGAUACAGUAAGAACUGUUAGUAAG
Molecule: messenger RNA, 915 nt
Organism: Pseudocercospora fijiensis CIRAD86
Lineage: Eukaryota; Fungi; Ascomycota; Dothideomycetes; Mycosphaerellales; Mycosphaerellaceae
Exons: 1
Coding region: 218-883 (221 amino acids)
Source: RefSeq, a predicted model, not a curated record